Neoarius graeffei (lesser salmon catfish) is the source of this 3335-nucleotide messenger RNA. It is a transcript of the gene mtdha, whose product is annotated as metadherin a. Gene Ontology annotation, biological process: regulation of transcription by RNA polymerase II; positive regulation of canonical NF-kappaB signal transduction; negative regulation of apoptotic process. Gene Ontology annotation, cellular component: nucleus. Gene Ontology annotation, molecular function: transcription coregulator activity. The transcript is spliced from 12 exons. Bases 63 to 1709 code for a protein of 548 amino acids. Lineage: Eukaryota; Metazoa; Chordata; Actinopteri; Siluriformes; Ariidae. The record is from RefSeq and is a predicted model, not a curated record.
AUCUGAAGCAGAGCAAUCAGAGCUCAGUCUGAGAGAGAAAGAGAAAGAGUGAACGUGGUAAGAUGGCAUCGAGCUGGGGAGGCGUAGUGUCGGAGCAGGCCGAUCUGAUAUCGAGUCGUCUCCGUCAGCUCGUGUCUUCUGGACUGCACUUUCUCCAUGAUGAGUUGGGGAUAGAUUUGGGUUUGAAGCCCGAGCUUUACCCGGCCUGGGUGAUUCUCUUCUCUACGGCGCUGAUCGGCCUCGUUCUCCUGCUGGUGCUGGUCGCGGCCUGCGGCGGAGCUCGGCGCAGAAAGCAGGGGGCUGCUCGGGGUAAAAGCACCGCUGUCGUGAGCGCCACCGAGAGCGUAAAGGCCACACCGGUUAAAGCGCCCAAACCCGACGAACCGAAGAAGAAAAACAAAAAGAAAACCGCAGAAAAGAAGAACCAGUCAAAUGGUGGGACGGUCCCUGAACCUCGAGAACAAGUCAAAGUUGUUAAGGAGUUCCCUAAACAAGCAACCCCACAACAACCACGUCCACCUCCACCAGCAGCAGCACGACCUCCUCCACCAGCAGCAGCACGACCUCCUCCACCAGCAGCAGCACGACCACCUCCACCAGCAGCAGCACGACCACCUCCACCACAACCACCUGUCGACGUUAAAGCUGAAAAGGCCAAGAAAGGUAAGAAGAAACCAAAGCCAGAGGUGAAACCAACCCAAGCUGUUUCCUCUACGGACGGAAAGGAGCCUGAUGAAGGUGCUUGGGAGACUAAAAUCAGUAACCGAGAGAAGCGACAGCAGCGCAAGAAGGAGAAGGGCUCUAACGAUGAGUCAGGAAGCCCUGGUGGUGGUCAGCGUGUUGGUCAGCAGACAGAGCAGCCUGUAGUUACAGCUCCAGUGAACACCAAGAAGAAUAAAGAAUCUCUGAAUUUGAAGGCAACGAAAGGUGAUGCCAAUGUAACACCAGCGGUAUCCACCUGGAAUAAUGUGAGCGCUGUGAACAGUGGAGCAUGGACUGGAGCGUCUGCAAAGCUUCCACCCCAGGUGAACGCUUCAGACCGUGAGAAAUCGUCUGCUGGCGUUAAGACGUCUGGACACAGGACUUCGGAGCAGUUGGCCUGGACUCAAGAAUCGGAGGCAGGGUCAUGGUCCAGCAUGGAUGGACGAAUUAAGCCAGAAGUACACCGAAUGAACUUCUCCAUGCUCAGAUUAAACCCAUCAGGUGGUGUUCCAAUGACUCAGCCUGCUGCUGAAUCGGGGAAUGGCCUCCCCGUUGCUGACGAGUGGUCUGGAUACAGUAAGACAAAUAAUUAUGGCCUUGGUGCAACAGAUCCAAGUUCAGACUGGAAUGCUCCAACUGAAGUGUGGGGGAAUUAUGAUGAACCUAAGCCAGAAACACCUGCUGCCCAAGAGAUGCCUGUUUCCCAGGUACCCAGGUUGCAGGAAUCUGAUGAGGACAAGGAUAAAGGAGAUCCUUCUGGAAGUGGCAAGUCCAAGAGAAAGAAGAAAAAGAAGAAGAAGCCAGAGGAUGAAAAUGCUGGCUCACAGGUGACCACCGAGAGUUCAACUGCACCAGCAGAAAGUGGAUCAGUCAAGCCCCAUCCUCAUGUGCCAGUGGGGGAGCCGACCAAACAGAUCAUCACUCAGCAGUCAGGACAGAAGAAAUCUGAUCAGAACCUGGAACCGCUGAAGCAAGUUCAAAAGAAGAAGGCGAGGAGAGAAACAUGAAUCCGCUUGAUCUCUUAUGCAAAGGAUUGUCAAAAAAUGUUUAUGCAAUAAUUUCAGAGUACAGAAUUUUAUACUGAUUUAAAUCUUCUGUGCUAUUUACAGAACAUCUUAAGCGAGAUUGGCCAAGUUGGCCAUAACUAAAUAAAAUAAAUUACAGCAAACCGAGAACAACUUAUGCACUAUGCUAGACUGAUGUCUUGUAAAGGAUCGAUUAUUGUACUUGAUAUCCUGCACGCUUUAGUGCAGUGAAAGAUUAUAUAUUGUCCAACUGCUACUUUUGCGAUAGUAGGAUUUGAAAAGUUUGUUAAUACCAUGGGGGAUAUUUUAGAAUUUUGAGGAUUUUUUUUUCUUUUUUUUUUUUUUCUUUCAAUUGUGAUUUUUCUCUUUCCUCUGGAACUUUUCUACUGCUGAAUUGCGUUCAGGAGUAUUUGCAGUGUAGCAGUUAGUGUUAGACACCACUGAGAGACACUGUGCCAUCAGAGCCAUCAUGAAGUACAUCACAAGUCGUCAGCAGCAGCAGGAAGAGACUGGUAUAUUACUGUAUUUUGUCAUCUGGAUCUGAAACAAAAGGAGAGUACAGGUUACUACAGAGAUGUUUCUAACACUAAGAAUAUUCUCCGUGCUUCCCCCCCCCCCCCCCCCCCCCCCCCCCGUAUUUAGCAUAUAUUUUCACAUAGAGAACUGUACACACCUUUUGAAAUACUUGCUUUAUCUUACCUUAUUAACUGUUGAAUCAAUUUAAUGCGCUUUGUCUCUCUUGCAACCUCUUCAAGUAGAAAAAGCCAGGCCAUAUGUACAGAAUUAAUAAGGGCUUUUUUCUAUAAUUCUCUUUAAUUGCACUGUGCUAAAGGUUGUAAUAGUUUCUAUUUUCAUUAUUUUCUGAUCUUCUUGAAAUGUGAAACUUUAAUUCCUGUUUAAUUUUGUUUUGGUAUCUUGUGAUAGACAGAGGGGGAAGUGAUUUUUCUUGGAGAGAGAAACGGUAAUAGCAGCUUUACCUCCAUUUUACUAUAAAUAGUAUCCCUAUCUCUGGAAUCUAUUGCCUUAAUCUGUUGGGUUUUUUUUUUCUUUGUAAUGUAUGCAUCCAUCUAACAAUCUCCUUAAAUUGAAGUAAUUUUGGAAAGGGUUGUAGAAUGAUCAUUUCCAGUUUGAUUGAUGUCAGAGUUGCACUUACUGUUGCACGAGUAAUGUUUUAAAUCUUUAUUAUAAUAAUCAAAUAAAUCUCCGCAUUGUUUUCCACUCUUACAAGUACUACUCUCGACAUAAAGGCUUUAAUGGAUGAGAAAUGCAUAUUGCUUUGGUAGAUCUUAAAUAGUGAAUUUCAAUCUUUCUUUUCAACUUCUUUUUUUUUUCAGGCUUUAAGCCUUGAACAUUUAAUUUAAAUGGAUCUAUAUGUGGAUUAACUGGGCGUUUGUCCCAUGUUCAUUUUUGUAAGUUGUGGUAGAUUUUGCGUACCUGAGGUACUCUGGUUUAGAAUCAGACACCUGCCUUAGUUUUCCAUUAGAAAGGUGGUCAAACCAGUGUAUUUAUACCUGUCUUCAGAUUUUUGGAUUGAGAAUGAUCAUGUUUACUGAAGUCGAUGCAAUAUUUCUAUGUUGAUUUGUUAAAUAAAACAUUUGAUCAUUGUUA